AUGGAAAAGAGCUUCGAUUUGGAGGUGAACAGCCCCCUUCAAUCUGAUAAAAGUCUUCCGGGAGGUUUCGCCCCCAGAAUCUCCGAAACCAUGGCUGAGCUGCUCAUCAACACCGUGGCUGGCACUGCCCAAAUGGUCCAGGUCUCUGUGGAAGCCCAGAAAUCUGCCCAGCUAGCUUGUUUCCAUGCAGAGCAUGCACUGACUCAAGCCCGUCUGAGCUACAUGGCAGCGAGGGGGCUGGCUGAGCCACUUUUGGGAUUCUUGAGCCCCCCUGACUUCCAGGGACUCUUCCAGAUACUCUCACAGCCCCCCAUGCCAUAUUCGGAAUUUUGCACGAUCAUCCGACGGACAGAAAAUGCCCUCCUACACCCUGUUCUCAAAUGCAAGCCGGGAUUCCAAGUGCGACGGGAACCUAGUCCUGGUCCUGAAGGCAGCUGCCUAGCUGACCUUGCAGAUGAUGGUCUUCAGAGAGGCUUUUCUGACCUCCAAUUCUUUAGACCCUGUUGGCAUUUAUUUAAUGACAAUGGGACAAAUGAAGAGGAGAAUCAACCAGAGGAGAUUCGAGAUGGAUAUCCCUCACACCACAAAAAAGUUGAAUGCAGCAAGUUUCUGAGCAAAGGGAUUCUUUGCAAUGCUGCCCUCCAGCAGGAGAAUUUGGACAGUGACAUCACCAACAACCAGCCAGAAACCACAGCUAAGGAUACUGGAUAA
Messenger RNA from Notechis scutatus (mainland tiger snake), 711 nucleotides. RefSeq lists its product as uncharacterized. Lineage: Eukaryota; Metazoa; Chordata; Lepidosauria; Squamata; Elapidae. The record is from RefSeq and is a predicted model, not a curated record.